Molecule: messenger RNA, 492 nt
Organism: Helianthus annuus (common sunflower)
Lineage: Eukaryota; Viridiplantae; Streptophyta; Magnoliopsida; Asterales; Asteraceae
Product: probable E3 ubiquitin-protein ligase ZFP1
Exons: 1
Coding region: 1-492 (163 amino acids)
Cellular component (GO): nucleus
Molecular function (GO): ubiquitin protein ligase activity
Source: RefSeq, a predicted model, not a curated record
AUGGAUAUGAAUAUAAAUCCAUAUAGAUAUAAUCAAAGACUACCCAUACCCGCAUCAAACAGUUUCAAUCCUGCAAUCUCAUCAUCCUACCGUCAUCUUAGCUAUCCACCAUAUACACGGUAUGUGUAUAUUGAUCAAGCAUUUAUAUUCAAUGCUGCUGAUGUCCAUAACAACUAUCAAUGUAUUCGACAAUCGCCUGCGUAUCCUAAUGUUGAUGAAGUUCUUAUACUUGACGGUUUCGAUCGUGCUACGGAGCGUUACAAUGGUAGUGGGGUGUCUAAGAAUGUGGUAAUUAAGAACUUGAAGAUGUUAAAGUACAGUGGAAGUGGAGAAGAAGGUGAACUAUGCGUGAUCUGUCAAGAUGAGUUUAAAAGGAAGGAGAUGUUAGCGGUUCUUGAAUGCAAGCAUCGGUAUCAUCCUGAGUGCAUCAAAGAAUGGUUGAUCAGGAUGAAUGUUUGCCCAGUGUGCAAAUCCCAAGGACUAAAGGUGUAA